Messenger RNA from Rhagoletis zephyria (snowberry fruit fly), 1276 nucleotides. Its product is annotated as heat shock 70 kDa protein 1B-like. The record is from RefSeq and is a predicted model, not a curated record. Lineage: Eukaryota; Metazoa; Arthropoda; Insecta; Diptera; Tephritidae. Gene Ontology annotation, molecular function: ATP binding; ATP-dependent protein folding chaperone.
AUGUCAUCUACAGCACCAUCAACCACUGUCGCCAUCGGCAUUGACCUGGGCACCACCAACUCCUGCUUGGGCGCCUUCCAGAACGGCAAAGUGGAGAUCAUUGCCAACAAUCACAACUACCGAGUGACACCCUCAAUGGUUGCUUUUACCGACACUAAAGUGCUUGUUGGCGACGUCGCUAAGAGCCAGGCUGUAAUGAACCUUCCCAACACCAUUUUUGACAUCAAACGCCUCAUCGGUCGCCGUUUCGAUGACCCACUGGUGCAGGCUCGUUUGAAAGACUGGCCAUUUGAGGUGAAAAAAAGUGACAAUGAAAAGCUGAUGAUCCAAGUGCAAUUCAAAGAGGAGACAGAAUGCUUCGCCCCAGAAGUUAUCACUGCAACGUUGCUGGGCAAAAUGAAAAAGGCCGCUGUAGUUUAUUUCAGAACUCCUGUCAACAACGCUGUCCUCACCGUUCCCGGUAGCUUCAACGACGCCCAACGAGAGGCAAUCAAAACGGCGGCGUCCCUUGCAGGUCUCAAUGUGCUGCGCAUCAUCAGCGAACCAGUGGCGGCCGCCAUUGCCUAUGGUCUCGACAAGAAGAAGAGUGGCAUCCCCACUGAACAGCAUGUGCUCGUCUUUCACCUGGGCGGCCGAACUCAGACCGUCUCUGUGCUCAAGCUCGAGGAUGGCGUUUUUGAGGUGAAAUCUUCCGUUGAAGGCUAUCAAGCUGGAGAUGACUUUGACAAUCGCCUGGGGGAGCACUUUGUAAAGGAGUUUAAGCGCCACCACCAGAAAGACAUCUCUACUGACAAACGAGCUCUUCUCCGACUGCGAGCUGCCUGCGAGUGCGCCAAAAAAGUGCUUUCUUUCACCACACAAACGUCUUUUGAAAUGGAACACAAACUCAAAAACAAAUGGAUUCCGCUCUUGUCGAAAAAGGCAGUUUACUUUAACUGCUCUCUCACUCAGACCCAACUGGAAGAUCUAUGUUUCGAGCUGUUCCUCUCCACACUUGAGCCGGUGAAACAAGCUUUAAGCAAUGCAAAACUUGACAAAAAUCAAAUUGAUGAUGUCGUUUUUGUCGGCGGUUCGACGCGCAUUCCCAAAGUGCAGGCACUGCUGCAGGAGUUUUUCGGUGAUGGAACGAAGCUGCACAAAACAAUCAGCCCCGAGGAAGUGGUAGCCUACGGCGCCGCUCAGCUCAGUGGCCACAUUACCGGUUCGCACUGCCUGAUGAAGACAGGCGUUGGCCCUUUGAACACCGGCUGCGUCACUUCUCUUUCGCUUGGAAUUG